This is a messenger RNA of Caenorhabditis elegans, 1898 nucleotides long. It is a transcript of the gene ZK287.1, whose product is annotated as CRC domain-containing protein. Lineage: Eukaryota; Metazoa; Nematoda; Chromadorea; Rhabditida; Rhabditidae. Gene Ontology annotation, cellular component: nucleus. The record is from RefSeq and is marked reviewed. The transcript has 6 exons. Bases 237 to 1730 code for a protein of 497 amino acids.
GGACGGGAAGAAAGGAUAGAAGCAGUAGAAGCCUGAAAGAAGAAGAAAAAACAAAAGACAAAGUGGAGAAGAAGACAACACAAAUUUGUUGUGUGAACCAAAACUAGUGAGGAGCGGUCAGUAAGACCCCAAUUUCCGAUUGGGACCACACAAGCAACGCCACCGCGAAAUUGGAUAUCUCCGAGAGUGAGGCGACGCCGGCGGCGGUGCGCAGAAGAAGACGUGAGACGAGCGAGAUGGCAUCCGAGAUGAGUAGAGCUAAUAAUUACUGUUGCGAAUGUGUUGCUUCACAAGGUAGAUGUAGUGCAGAUACGUGCCCGUGUGUAGCCGCUAGAAAAACUUGUGACGAGCACUGUGAAAGUACAAGAUAUCGAGGAGACUGUCUAAAUCAAGCAAUUUGUAAGUGUUCUUGUGAAGUAGAUCCUGCAAAACCAGCAAAGAACGCGUGUGCCAAAUCGGAACGAUGUGAUUGUCUUCGAAUAAAAGAAGGAUGUAGUAAGCUGUGUGCAUGUAAGCAGAUUUGUAAGAACAAGGAAGCACCAAAGAAGCUGGCUAAAGUUGCGAAACCUACAUCAGGGUGUCAAUGUGCAAAAGGAAAGAAACAAUGUGUGAAAAAGGAAUGUGCUUGUAGAACUGUUUACGGGUUCUGCUCAGCAAGUUGUAAAUGCGGAGGAGAUUGUACAAACGGAGCAUCGAAGUUUUCGGUUCCAAAACAUGUUCAGAAUUGUUUUUUGGAGCACAAACAUGAAUCAUCUGGGUUGAUUGUUACAUUGAUCGGUGAAGAUUACGUUUAUCGUGGUGAUUUCUAUCAUGAGUCGAAAGGAGAACCACAUGUAGAAGAACAAUUAGUUGCUGCAAUUUAUGAUCUCAUUUCCAAGUAUACUGUAGAUCUUCAUGAAAUUCAAAUCUUCGUCUCGAAAUCUCCUUGUUUCCAUCAGGAUUGUGAGCCGAAAUGUGAAGUUGUGGACGAAUGUAAAAGCAAUAAAGCAUGUGCUAAACUACUCGGAUUGCUUUUGAGUAAAGUUCGAAAAGAAAUCAAAAAAGUUGAUGUGAAGAUGACAGUGAAGUUCUUGUAUCCACAUUUGAACCGAGGAGAUUUGUACACUAAACAAGGAAUUCUGUGUAUGCUUCAAGCUGGUAUUAAAGUUGAGCCAUUGCUUAUGAAAGAUUGGUGUUCAAUUAUGGAUUGGAGUCCGCAUGUUGAUCAUAAGGGAGACUAUCUUCAACUUUGGAAUAAUCAUCACUUAGAUAAGGCCGUAGCACAAUCGCAACUUUUCAUCAACGAAUGCCGCCGUGCCCUCGGUCUUUCAAUGAAAUUCUGGGUUGCCGAAAUUCAUGAAAUAGUCAAAGACACAAUUCUACAUUUCUCCGAUCUUCGUACCAAAUGUGGGGAUCUUAACGAUGCACUCAAACAACUAGAUCUGACUGCAACUCCUCACAAGAUUCGUUCAACACCUUCAAAACGCAGAAGUUUCAUUGAUCUUCACGAACUUCGAGACAAAUUAUUGAGAUCGUCGUCGUCGGACGGUGGAAAGAAAGCAGGGUCUCAUGUGUCAGUAGCCAGUGAGGAUGCUCAAGCUCAAGCAAUGGUUGCUUCUUUCUGUGGACGUUCAUUCGAUGAUUGUGAGACUGAUGAAAUCGCUCAAAGAAUCCGUCGUGCAACUGCUAACAUCAAUCUGGAAAUUGAAACGCUCAUGGAGUUUCUCAAUCACAAGGGAGCUCUUUCUUGAAACAUCAAAAAAUAUUCUUCACACGCACAAUUUACUCUCUCUCUCUCAUCGGCUUUUUCUUUCUAUUCUUGUGAUUCUUUCACCUUUCUUCUUCCCUUUAAAACUGCCCGAUCUCUGAUUUUUUUUAUUUAUGUACCAUUUGUAACAAAAUAAUGAACAAAUUUAUUU